This is a messenger RNA of Diaporthe amygdali, 453 nucleotides long. Its product is annotated as aromatic compound dioxygenase. The record is from RefSeq and is a predicted model, not a curated record. Gene Ontology annotation, molecular function: catechol 1,2-dioxygenase activity; iron ion binding. The coding region runs from base 1 to 453 and encodes 150 amino acids. NCBI's taxonomy places the organism in Eukaryota, Fungi, Ascomycota, Sordariomycetes, Diaporthales, Diaporthaceae. The transcript has a single exon. Gene Ontology annotation, biological process: catechol-containing compound metabolic process.
AUGAAAACCCUCACCAUUGACAGCAUCACCGAGAAUGUUCAUACAAUCAAUUCACGCUGCGCAGAUGACCGCACUCGCUUCCUGUUGGAGAGACUCGUCAGUCAUCUACACGACUUUGCGCGGGAAACACGGUUGAGCACUAAUAAAUGGAUGCGUGCGAUCCGUUUCCUCAAAGAUUGCGACAAAAUUGCAGCGACACAAGGCAGCAACUUAUUCUGCUCUCCGACUCAGGACGUGCUCGGCCUCUCGCUGCUGGUGGAUUCGAUCGACCACCCGAAGCCCCCGGCAUCUACCGAGGGAACAGUGUUGGGCCCGUCCCACGUCAAGGAGGCUGUUUCUAGCGACCUGGGUGCGCGGAUAUCCGACGAUCCUGACGGUGAACCGCUCUUGGUGGUCUGCUUAGUCAAGGACACCCAAGGCCUUCCGAUCCCAGAUGCUGCUAUCGACGUGUGA